This is a messenger RNA of Nerophis lumbriciformis (worm pipefish), 2996 nucleotides long. Lineage: Eukaryota; Metazoa; Chordata; Actinopteri; Syngnathiformes; Syngnathidae. The record is from RefSeq and is a predicted model, not a curated record.
AUAGAUUCCUUUCUUUAAUGAAGACUAGAAUAUAAGUUGGUGUAUUACCUGAUUCUGAUGACUUGCGUUGAUUGUAAUCAGACAGUCGUGAUGAUAACGUCCACGUUUUCAAAUGGAGGAGAAGAAAAGUUCCUCCUUUCUGUCUAAUACCACAUGAAAGUGGUGGGUUUUUGGCAUCCUAUUUGUCCAGCUUCCAUAUUCGUUUUUAUACACUUUACAAGAAAUAUAUUGGCGUCAAACUCCGUAGCUUGCUAGCUUGUUUACGCUGGCUUUCGGAGACUCUUGUUUUGAAAGCGCAGGCGCGAUGGCGCUGCACUUUUAUUGUGAAGAUAGGAACGUCCUCAUGUGCGGUCAGUCUUGGGGCUUUUGACGGUACGGUUGAAAUAAAACAAGUAUCUUUUUUCCUUCACACUUUUGAUUGAUUGAUUGGAACUUUUAUGAGUAGAUUGCACAGUACAGUACAUAUUCAGUACAAUUGACCACUAAAUGGUAACACCCCAAUAAGUUUUUCAACUUGUUUAAGUCAGGUCAUGUGACCACCUGGCUCUGUUUGAUUGGUCCAACGUCACCAGUGACUGCAUCUGAUUGGUGGAACGAAGUGAAACGUCACCAGUAAGGCAGGCACUUUGAAGGUCUGACUGACAGACCAAAACAAACAAAGCGUGCAUUAACAGAUCGAUAAAAAUUAGUAGCGAGUAGCGAGCUGAAUGUAGAUAAAAGUAGCGGAGUAAAAGUAGCGUUCCUUCUCUAUAAAUAUACUUAAGUAAAAGUAAAAGUAUGUUGCAUUAAAACUACUCUUAGAAGUACAAUUUAUCCCAAAAGUUACUCAAGUAGAUGUAACGGAGUAAAUGUAGCGCGUUACUACCCACCUCUGCACUGGACUAAUAAUGGUUCAUAGUGGUUCAAAAUGUCUUAACAUUUAGCUUGUUCUAACUAAGUGUAUUAUAAUUUCUGUUAGACUAUAAUUGCAUUUUUAUUAUUUUACACAAAGUCCUUCUGUUGUCAACUUGGUGUUGUAUUGAAUUUGUUGAAUUUGUGUUAAUUCCUCUGUACAUUUUUGUUUAUACACAAGUAGAAGAAUGGCUUCUCCCAGAUCUCUCACAACAGUCCUCCUGGAUGGCAGAGACAUUUUCAAGAAGACUUACACUCUUGGUAAUGUCAAGGACAUUACAGAGGCGUGUACAUCUGCACUGUCGUGCAAAGCAGAAAUGACCAGAAUUCUGAAAUUCUGCUCAGAUUUUAAUAAAUACAUUGACACUGAUGUGAACUGCAAUGUUGAAAACAUGGAUACAUUCCAAAUUCUAUUCAAGUCCAUUCAAUCAGAUGUUUGUGAUGUCAGUGUGACUGCUGUCACCACACAGGAAAUGGAAGUACAGCAGGUAUGUUUGUUCAUUUGCUCAUGUCUGUUAAUUUAUGGAAGGUCACUAAACAUAAUAUUCUGUUUAGUGAGCCUGUGUGCCUUUUAUGUGUAGUAUUAUUAUCCCAGUGCUUAGAUUAAGUGGUAAUAUCUCUACAGCAGUAUACUGGUUAAAUAAAAUACUGUGUAUAUGGACUGUUCCUUCAGAUUUCAACAGCAGCCAGUGAUCUUGAUCCUGAGAGUGUGAAGACUUACCUCCAACAAAAAGAUCCCAGGAUUUUUGCAUUCUACGAGGAGAAUGGGACCCUUACAGAAAAAUUAAGAAGGGUACUGGUAACAACUGCCGUCAGUUUCCUUGUUGAAAAAAUGGGAUUUAUGUUUUUCCUCAGUUAUCCAGUAAGUGCGGACACAAAACUCCUCGCCAGAACCAUUGUGACACUUUACCCAUCACUUAACAUCAAGAUGGAGGACGAAAAUGAAGGAUAUGUAAAGGAAUGUUGUUAAGAGAACACUUCUAUGAUCCAACAAGUCACACUGGCUUUCUGGAAGAUAAGCUGAGGAAUAUCCGCCGAAAACUAAGGGAUGAUCGGCGCCGUUAUUGCAGAAGAGGUGGCUCAUCUGAAGUCACUGUUUGACUUGAAGAAGUUACAGAAAGUGAUGAGUCUGUCCAAGAAUGGAUAACUGUGAUAAAAAGGAUGAAUCCUAGUCCUGAGAACCUUUCUUCGAUCAAGAUGGGUAUGGACAAAACCGACUUCCACCGAAGAUACUGGAUAUCUAAUCAGUCAUUUACUCUGGCAGAGAUUGCUAUGAACUACCCUCGUUUCAUUGAUAUGCCAUAUCUGAUCGACAGAGAGUUUGAGAAGAUGUUUCCAAACAAGACAGACAUUUUUCUGCGCAAAUGGCACGCAACCAUGGUCCCAAAGUUGUUGAAGCUGGCUGCUCUUGAAGGAAAAGAUGAACCACCAGAAGCUGAGAGUGCUGAAUCAAAGUGCUAUAGAGCACUGAAGAUGCUCACACAUUAUCUGCCCCCUACUGUGUCAGGAAGAUCUAAGGGAUGGACAAAAUGCAGCAUCAAAUCAGCUCUGUCCUACAUGUUGGACAUUAAACAACCAGGAACAAGCUUCCAUGACCUCCUAGAAACCACUGACCCUGCUCUAGUGAUGCAACCUUGUCUGGAAGAGGGCCUCACCUGCAGUCUGGACAAACUCUUCAAGUCGUAUUGGGUUUCUUGCCUGUUUGGUAAAGUAUGAGUUGUUGAUUGAAAAAAUGGCAGCCUGUGGACAUGAUUUAAACAUUUUGAGUAUGAUAAGUGUGGCCAGUUGUGUGUCUAUAUUUGGUCAUAGCUACAGACCUGGUUGUGUGGUUUCCUUAAAAUGUGAUCUGGACAACGAACAUAUCUUUGGAGAAACAGUGUAUAUUGUUCCUUUUUCUGACCGUGAUGAGGUGUUCAUUUUGUUGAGAGUUCUCACUGUUAAGUAUUUUGAUGACCACCUUCACAUUUAUGUGAUUAAAAAGACAGAUUAAUUACAAGUGAUUAAUCUGAAAGAUGCAACUGAUGAUUUGCCACUUGAUGUAUAUGAGCUGAGAGAUUCUGAAUUGCUGACAAGAUACAGACUUAUUUCCUUAUUUCCUUAUUUAU